Messenger RNA from Papaver somniferum (opium poppy), 2186 nucleotides. Its product is annotated as metal-nicotianamine transporter YSL3-like. The record is from RefSeq and is a predicted model, not a curated record. Lineage: Eukaryota; Viridiplantae; Streptophyta; Magnoliopsida; Ranunculales; Papaveraceae. The transcript has 7 exons. Gene Ontology annotation, biological process: response to iron ion; seed development. The coding region runs from base 59 to 2056 and encodes 665 amino acids. Gene Ontology annotation, cellular component: plasma membrane. Gene Ontology annotation, molecular function: iron-nicotianamine transmembrane transporter activity; oligopeptide transmembrane transporter activity.
UGUGUUUAAAAGGGGAUUGAAGAACAUAGAAGAUUACCAACUCGUUUUGUCUAGAAGUAUGGAUCAGGAGCUGAGAGACAGGAAUAACGGAACCGAAAUAGAAGAAUUCGAAGAGUCCGACUGCAAACCACAAUUAGAAGAGUUUUCGAGGAAAAUUCCACACUGGAGGAGCCAACUAACAGUGAGAGGAUUAGUUGCAAGUAUCAUUAUCGGGACAAUUUACACUGUGAUAGCACUGAAGCUCAGUCUCACAGUAGGAAUUACUCCUAAUCUUAAUGUUUCUGCUGCUCUUGUAUCAUAUGUUUUCAUCAAGGGGUGGACUAAGCUACUUGAUAAAGUUGGUUUUAAUUCUACUCCAUUUACAAAGCAAGAAAAUACAUUAAUUCAAACUUGUGUUGUUUCUUGUUAUGGUCUUGUUAGUUCAGGAGGAUUUGGAUCUUUUGUAUUGGGGUUGAGUAAGAAAAUAUACGAGCUAGCAGGGGUUGAUACUCCAGGAAACAGCCGAGGGAGUUAUAAGGAUCCAGGAAUUGGAUGGAUGACCGGUUUUGUUUUUACUACAAGCUUUAUUGGCCUUUUAUCUUUGGUUCCUCUUCGAAAGAUCAUGAUAAUCGACUACAAGCUACCUUAUCCAACUGGCAUUGCAACGGCGGUUCUCAUAAAUGGAUUCCACACGCCUAAAGCAGAUAAGACGUCUAAGAAGCAAAUUCGAGGAUUUGCAAAGUUCUUUUUAUUUAGUUUUAUCUGGGGUUUCUUCCAAUGGUUCUACACUGGUGGAGCCGCAUGCGGAUUCGUGCAAUUUCCAACUUUUGGGUUACAAGCAUGGAAGAAUUCUUUUUUCUUUGAUUUCAGCAUGACUUAUGUUGGAGCAGGGAUGAUUUGCUCACAUAUAGUUAACCUGUCUACUCUUUUUGGAGCCAUUCUUUCAUGGGGAGUGAUGUGGCCACUGAUACGCGGCCUAAAAGGAGAAUGGUAUCCAGCAACUAUAUCAGAAAGCAGCAUGAAGAGCUUAAGUGGUUAUAAGUCUUUUAUCUCCGUUGCGCUCAUUCUUGGAGACGGGCUUUAUAAUUUUCUCAAAGUUGUAUACAUUACCAGCAAGAGUAUUAAACGCACAGUUAAAGUCAACAGCGAAGUUAAUGAUCCGUCAGCUAAAUCUCUUGAAGAUCUUCAGCGAGAUGAGAUCUUCAUGAGGGACAGUAUUCCCAUAUGGGUUGCAUGUGUUGGAUACAUUCUUCUCUCCGUUGUUUCCGUCAUUGCGAUCCCACUCAUGUUCCCCCAACUGAAAUGGUAUUACGUAAUAGUAUGCUACGUCCUUGCUCCGUUUCUAGGAUUUUGUAACGCAUAUGGUGCAGGCUUAACUGACAUAAACAUGGCAUACAACUAUGCAAAAGUAGCUUUGUUUGUGCUAGCAGCACUAUCGGGGAGAGAAAAUGGAGUAGUUGCAGGGCUUGUAGGUGCUGGCCUCAUAAAAGCAAUUGUUUCUAUCUCUUCUGAUCUUAUGCAAGAUUUGAAAACCGGUCACCUGACACAUACCUCCACUCGCUCAAUGGUUAUAAGCCAGGCCGCCGGAACAGUAAUAGGUUGUAUUGUAACUCCUCUAUGCUUCUUUCUUUACUGGAAAGCCUUUGAUAUAGGAAACCCUGCUGGAGAAUAUAAAGCUCCAUUUGCUUUAGUUUUCCGAAAUAUGGGAAUUCUCGGAGUGCAAGGUUUCUCUGCAUUGCCUAGCCAUUGUUUGCAGCUCUGUUACGGGUUCUUUGCGUUUGCAUUUCUGGCUAACUUGGUGAGAGACCUUUCUCCAUCGAAGAUCGGGAAGUGGGUUCCUAUACCUAUGGCUAUGACGGUUCCAUUUCUUGUCGGUGCAAGUUUUGCAAUUGAUAUGUGCAUUGGGAGCUUGAUUGUGUAUGUAUACGAAAAACUUGAGAAAAAGAAAGCCGCUCUAAUGAUCCAUGUUAUUGCUUCUGGUUUAAUGUGUGGAGAAGGAUUAUGGAUGCUCCCUUCAGCAAUCCUUGGUCUGGCUAAGGUGAAGCCUCCCGUUUGUAUGAAAUUUGUCUCAUCUUAACCUGAAAUUGUGCAAUAUAAGUGCAACAAUAUUCGAUUUGUAUCAAAGCAUUUUAUUUCCAGCUGAGUGGUGAGAUCUGUAUCAAGCAAAUUUUCAUGAAUGCAGCUAUUACUUGCUAAGUUCGAAAAAA